Messenger RNA from Sclerotinia sclerotiorum 1980 UF-70, 987 nucleotides. RefSeq lists its product as hypothetical. Lineage: Eukaryota; Fungi; Ascomycota; Leotiomycetes; Helotiales; Sclerotiniaceae. The record is from RefSeq and is a predicted model, not a curated record. The transcript has 5 exons. The coding region runs from base 1 to 987 and encodes 328 amino acids.
AUGGUUGUACUCGACAAACUUCCGAAUAUGGACGUUACUAUCGAAAUAAAUGGAGCGGAAGUUCAGGAAUACAAUGACGAUGAGGAAUUAGAGGUUGGAUCGGGACCGAUUGCCAAUCAUCAAGCCCUCAGAACAGUGUCCAGAUAUAUUGAAGCUAUUGAUGGUGCUGAGUUUAGCAUUAAAUUCUUUGCGUCACCCCAAUUCAAGAUGAACUCGCCGAAUCUCCAAAUAGACAUUUCAGUUGACGGCAAUCUUUCCGAAUCAACAUUGUUUGGACUAGUUCAAAUAGGACUGCCUCUGAUAGUUGAUGGUCCAAUAAUUUUCCACCCAUCAUCAAGAGAUGGACCAGAACGAUGGGCAGUACGAAAGUUUAGGUUCUCGAAGCUUGAUAUCUCAAGUGAGGAGUCUCGACUCUCAACCUUGAACAAAGACACGGCUGAAGCCGAAAAGGUUGGUACAAUUGAAGUCAGAAUAUGGCAAGUGUCCGCAGGGACACCAGUAGCACCCCGUGCGACUGAACAUAAAAUUAGCGCCGACAAUAAGUUUCAUGAAAAGGCGCUCAAAGGUCAGGCCAAAUCCCACAAUGUCUCGUAUUCUGGAGAAACCCCUUAUUCUGCUACAAAAAAGGUUAUAGUAGAAAAAAUCGAUGGCAACGAUUAUCCUAUAGCCAUAUACAAGUUCAAAUACCGGUCCAAAGAAUCUCUCAAGCAGUUAUUCAUCAUUGAGCGAACUCCCGAGUUGGAGGACACCCCAGCCCCGGACCCAGAAUUAGACGUUGACCUCGAGAAUUUGUCAACUGCUCAACGGGAACGACUCAAGGCGUUUCUACGCGUUGAAGGCAUUGCUGACCGUUCAUCCAACACUCCUGAGAGAAAAGUCAAACGCGAGCGGGAUAAUGGAGAAGGUAGUGCAAACCAAGCACGACGAAAGAAGUCUAAAACUACACAGUUCGUUGAUCUUACUGCCGAUUCUGACGAAGAUGAGUAG